Molecule: messenger RNA, 2118 nt
Organism: Quercus lobata
Lineage: Eukaryota; Viridiplantae; Streptophyta; Magnoliopsida; Fagales; Fagaceae
Gene: EBS3
Product: Alg9-like mannosyltransferase family
Exons: 10
Coding region: 113-1846 (577 amino acids)
Biological process (GO): protein N-linked glycosylation
Cellular component (GO): endoplasmic reticulum membrane
Molecular function (GO): alpha-1,2-mannosyltransferase activity
Source: RefSeq, a predicted model, not a curated record
AGGAAAGAGGAAAGAGUCUCUUCUGCACUAAAAAAAAAAAAGGUUUGCUUGGAGGGGAAGGAGAGCAUCAUUUGAGGAGAGGAGGAGAGAGAGAGAGAGAGAGAGAGUGAAGAUGUCGGUAUCGACGAGGCAGAGGCGGGCAGUAGCAGCGUCAGAUCCUGCAACAUCGGAAUCAGGGGGAGGAGGAGGAGGAGGAGAGUGGUACACGAAGCACGACAAGCCUUCUUCUAGUGGUGGUAAUACGCGAGGAGAAGAGGGAUUGAGGUGGUUGUUGCCUUUGUUUGUUCUAGGAACGCUACGCUACAUGAGCGCCACAUCUAACAUCAUUCACGACUGCGACGAGGUCUUCAAUUACUGGGAGCCUCUCCAUUUUCUUCUCUACAAAUCUGGCUUCCAAACCUGGGAGUACAGUUCCCAGUUUGCACUGCGAUCAUACUUAUAUAUUCUAUUCCAUGAAUUAGUUGGCCGACCAGCUUCCUGGUUGUUUGGCGAUGAAAAAGUGAGAGUAUUCUAUGCUGUAAGACUCUUUCUAGGUCUCCUCUCUGUUAUCACAGAAACUGUUCUGGUAGUAGCCCUUUCCAGGAAGUAUGGAAAACGUCUUGCUUGUUACACACUUGCAAUGUUAUGCUUAACCAGUGGCUGCUUUUUCGCUAGCACAAGUUUCUUGCCAAGUUCAUUCUCUAUGUAUGCCAUCUCUCUUUCAUCGGGGUUAUUUCUUCUAGAGAAACCUGCAAUGGCAGUUGCAGUUGCAGCUAUUGGUGUAAUCCUUGGCUGGCCAUUCUCAAUCCUGGCUUUCCUGCCAGUCACAUUCUACUCUUUGGCUAGAAGGUUUAAACAAGCAUUUGUUGCUGGGGCUGUCACCUCCCUUUCUCUUCUUGCAGUCUCUUUACUGGUUGACUACUACUACUACGGACGAUGGACAUCAUCUUUGUUGAAUCUGUUGCUAUAUAAUGUCGCAGGAGGUGGUGAAAGUCAUUUGUAUGGGACUGAAGGGGCAUUAUAUUAUCUGAGGAAUGGAUUUAAUAAUUUUAACUUCUGUUUCAUUCUCGCUUUGCUGUUCUUGGGAAUUUUGCCAAUUGCAAGGAAAAAGUAUGUCCCUGACCUGCUGAUUGUGGUCUCACCAGUGUAUAUUUGGCUGGGAUUUAUGUCUUUGCAGCCACACAAAGAAGAAAGGUUCCUUUAUCCAGUAUACCCACUUAUUUGUGUUGCUGCUUCAGCUGUCAUCGACAGCUUUCCUGAUCUUUUCCGAGAUAAAUAUAAUCCCACUGAUAAUUCCCUGAUUGUUACGAUGGCCAAAUUACUUCGACCUGUGGUUCUUAGCCUCAUAUUGUGUACCUCCCAUUCUCGUACUUUUUCGUUGAUUAAUGGUUACUCUGCUCCUCUGGAGGUUUACAAGCUUUUAGAGCAUCAUUACGAUGCCGGAACGGGUUCUGUACUAUGCGUCGGAAGUGAAUGGCACCGUUUUCCAUCAUCAUUUUUUGUUCCUGAUUAUGUGGGAGAAGUCCGAUGGAUUGAUGAUGGGUUCCAAGGUCUUCUGCCAUUCCCAUUCAAUUCUACCCUGGGAGGGACUGCAGCAGCACCACCAUAUUUUAAUAAUAAGAACAAGGCAUCAGAUGAGCAAUAUCUCCAGGAUCUUGAGGCAUGUACUUUUCUGGUUGAGCUGCAGCUUAAUCGACCUUACAAUACUCGUGGAAGUGACUUGUCAACAUGGGAGGCCGUGGCAGCACUGCCUUACCUGGACAGGGAGCUCUCACCUGCCAUGUUUCGGUCAUUUUUUAUCCCAUACUUGUGGCAGGAGAAGAACGUAUUUGGCAUGUAUAAACUGCUUAGAAGAAUACCAAAAUGAUUUGGGCGGUCUUGAAGUGUGGUUGACCAUACCCUUAGCGGUUUGUGGUAACGUUGAUACCUUACCCACUGAGGAAGAAAAUCCGGAAUUACAUUUGACACCCAAUUUUGCUAAUGAGAUUGCUAACUAUUCAUACUUAAAAGGUUUUACCUGAUUCUGCAAUGGAAUUUAGUUGACUGGUCAAUUUAUAUAUUUAUUGUAUGUUCCAGACGUUAUUAUGUGUAUGUAAUCCUUUAUGUUCUAUAGGGUUCUAAAUUCACAAGCUUCUCCCA